Messenger RNA from Penicillium argentinense, 1068 nucleotides. Its product is annotated as zinc-binding alcohol dehydrogenase family protein. The transcript has a single exon. Lineage: Eukaryota; Fungi; Ascomycota; Eurotiomycetes; Eurotiales; Aspergillaceae. Gene Ontology annotation, molecular function: oxidoreductase activity, acting on NAD(P)H. Bases 1 to 1068 code for a protein of 355 amino acids. The record is from RefSeq and is a predicted model, not a curated record.
AUGGUCCCUCCGACACAGAAGGCUCUCAUUGUUACAGAGGUGGGAAAGCCUCUCACCCUAACUACUGACUGGCCGGUUCCUCAGCCGGGAGCAAAGCAAGUGCAAAUUCGGGUUAUGGUUGCUGGUCCGAACCCUCACGAUCAGAAAGCUCGCGAUACCGGUUUAUUCAUUGCCGAGAACCUGCCUGCCGUCCCCGGAAACGACGUGGUCGGACAAAUAGUGCAAGUUGGCUCUGACGUGACAGGCUUCUCUGUCGGGGAAAAGGUAUUUGGACAGGCCGGUCUCUUGCCAGAUUACACCCAAAAUGGGUUCCAAGAGUAUGCAGUCCUCGACACAGACUUUAUUGCGAAGGUCCCCGAUGGCUUCACCGUGGAUGAUGUUGCUUCACUGCCGACGAACCUCCUAGCGACUGUCAUUGCGUUCUUCAGUCCAUCGUUCUUCGGACUUCCCGCCCCUUGGACAUCAACGGCUGCAGUUGCAGCUCCAGAGGGGGAUACAAUCUUAGUGCUAGGUGGUGGCAGCAACUGUGGUAAAUUUGGCAUUCAACUCGCUGUCCUGGCAGGAUUUGGGCGUAUCGUGGUUGUCGGCGGAGACGAGACAGAGCUCAAAUCAUAUGGUGCGACGCACGUAAUCGACCGGCACAGAACCCCGAGCGAAACCGUUUCGCGCAUACGCGAGAUCGUAGGUGAUGACCUUCUCUACGCCUACGACACUGUCAACCCUCCCGCCACUCAAGUAGUCGGCAUUAACGCACUCUCGUCCACCCGAAAGGGCAAGAUAGCUCGUUUAUUGCCUAUUGGCCCUAUAGACGAGUCUCAAGUCGAAAAGAAGAGCGCGGGCUACGAGGUCUGGCAUAUUCUCAGUGCGCCGCAUCUACACGCCGAAUUGUGCAAAUCAUUCUGGGAACACGUACCGCGAUUGUUGCGGGAGGGGCAGAUCAAGCCUGCUGCUUAUAAGAGAGUCGAUGGCUGGGAUGCGGAAGAGGUGAACGAAAUCUUGGACGCGUAUAGGGAUGGGAAGAAGAUUACCAAGACGCACUUUCAUAUUUGGAAUGGCGAAGAAUUUUGA